Molecule: messenger RNA, 231 nt
Organism: Plenodomus lingam JN3
Lineage: Eukaryota; Fungi; Ascomycota; Dothideomycetes; Pleosporales; Leptosphaeriaceae
Source: RefSeq, a predicted model, not a curated record
AUGCCAGUUCCCCAUCCAGCAAACUCCACUUCCACAACGACAACUGCGAGCGCACCUGCAUCCGCCGUCGCACCAGGCGCGAAUGCAAAUGCACAGGGCAACCAGAAUGUAGCUAGCGCGGGGCAUGUGCAAGGACCGCAGGGGGACAAGACGGCGCAGGAGCUGGAGAAUGAGAGAUUGUACGAGGAGAGGAUGGAGGAGGAGUAUGCUAAGAGGGAGGGGGGUGCUUAG